UGCGUUUGCGCCGGCGGCCGCCAUGCGAGGCAACCCCGGGUUCAAUUGGACAGCCGCGGGUCUUUGACCCUGACAUCUUCAACAGGGCAAGGGUCGUCGGUCGAUGUAACUGCGUCUCUUCGCCGCCUCGCCUCGGCCAGCUGGUCCAAUGGCUUCCACUUCCUUCCUUGCUGCUUGUCCAGUUGGCCACCGCUUCCAGGGAUCCCUCAUGACACCACGUGAGUCCCUGAGUUGUCUCGGAAUGGACCUCCACCGGACGUCCUCUUUAUAACCUUGCCGGUCUCCCCUCGCUUCCCUCCCUCCUGGCUUCACCUAUUUUCUUCCCAACGACCUCGUCGACGACUCGUGAGGCACGCCGCCACACCGCCGAGACCGGAUUCGUAAUCGCCCUUCUGCCUGCGCCCGUUUCCGGCUUCUCCGUUCUUAGUCUAAUAAGCAACCGUCGAACCGUCUCUACUCGCCCUCAUCCCAAGCAACAUGCCCAAGAAGCUGCGGUGUCAAUUCGAGGACUGCAAGGCGGUCGCUCAGCGCAUCUCGGGAGAUUGCACCUUCUGCCAGGGGCACUUCUGCAGCAACCACCGUCUACUAGAAGACCACAAGUGCCAGAAUCUCGAAGACUGCAAGAGGGAAGCGUUCGAGCAGAACGCGAUGCAACUCAACAAGGAACGCACUCAGGUCAUCAAGACCGUGUAGACUUUCCCCGACGACCACGGUGGAUGGAUAACAACGGUGGACGGUCUUUGGCCAGACUCCCCGACUGCGCGAGAACGUCGUCCUGGGUCCACACCGGUGAUAGGCAACGACCUGAUGACGAUCUGCGGAGACCGAAUCCCCCGAACCUUAUUCCCGACACACUGCUCGCGACAUGCGGCUCGACAC
This is a messenger RNA of Chaetomium strumarium, 879 nucleotides long. RefSeq lists its product as uncharacterized. Gene Ontology annotation, molecular function: zinc ion binding. The record is from RefSeq and is a predicted model, not a curated record. NCBI's taxonomy places the organism in Eukaryota, Fungi, Ascomycota, Sordariomycetes, Sordariales, Chaetomiaceae. The transcript has 2 exons. Bases 478 to 693 code for a protein of 71 amino acids.